CCAGCGUGGGGCUGGGGAGCCACCAGGACGGGGGCCCUGUGCCCUGCUGGGAUGGAGAGCGCCCGGCCCAUCCUCUGCCUGCAGCUGUGGCUGUGGGUGCAGAGCUCUGCCCAGGAGCUCGACCCUGAGGGCAGGAACGUCUGCAGGUUCGCGGCCGGCCCGGAGUGCUGUCCCGGCUGGCGGCAGGAGGGCAGGGCGUGCACGGUCGCCGUGUGCGAGGGGGAGGACGCCUGCAGAGAGGGCGAGGUGUGCGUGAAACCCGGGCUGUGCCGCUGCCAACCCGGCUUCUUCGGAGCAGACUGCAGCUCCCGCUGCCCCGAGCAGUACUGGGGCCACGACUGCAAGCGGAGCUGCCCGUGCCACCCCAACGGGCGCUGCGACCCCGCCAGCGGCCGCUGCACCUGCGACCCCAACCACUGGGGAGGGCUGUGCCAGUUCCCGUGCCAGUGCGGCCCCCACGGCCGCUGCGACCCCCUGAGCGGCGCCUGCCACUGCGAGCCGGGCUGGUGGGCACCCAACUGCAGGAAGCAAUGCCCGUGCAACCCCUCCACGUCGCAGUGCGACCCCCUGAGCGGGCUGUGCCGCUGCCAGCCGGGCUGGUGGGGCCGGAGGUGCAGCUUCAAGUGCUCCUGCAAUGUCUCGCCCUGCGCGCAGGAGACGGGCAAGUGCGAGUGCCUGCCUGGCUACUGGGGACCGGCGUGCCAGCGGCGCUGCGACUGCGGGCACGGCUCCUGCAGCCCCGCCAGCGGCCACUGCACCUGCGAGCCCGGCUACCAGGGCAGGAGCUGCCGGGAGCCCUGCCCGGCGGGGAAAUACGGCUCUCAGUGCGUGCACAGCUGUGGGAGCUGCAAGCGCAGCCAGCCCUGCUCACCCGUGGAUGGUUUCUGCCUGGCCUGCCAGCCCGGCUGGAACGGGACCCUCUGCAAGGAUCCCUGUGCUCCUGGAUUCCACGGGGAUGGCUGCCUCCAGCCGUGUCCCCGCUGCCUGCACGGGGAGCCCUGUGACCCCCAGACCGGGUCCUGCCUGCGCUGUGACCCCGGCUGGACGGGACCCAGCUGCAACAUCUCCUGCCCUGUGGGCACCUUUGGUGAUGGCUGCCAGUUCCUCUGCCCUGAGUGUGUUUCAGGGAGCUGUGACCCCGUGACAGGAGUUUGCAUCUGCCAGGCAGGCUACUGGGGAGACAGCUGCAACAACACCUGUCCUGAGGGCUAUUUUGGAGUGAAUUGUUCCUCACCCUGCCAGUGCUCCCGGGGGACCUGUGACCCUGUGCAGGGUGACUGUGUGCUGAGUUUGAAGGACCAUGGAGCCCUUGCAGCUGCCAUCCUUGUCCCUCUCCUGCUGCUGCUGCUCUGUGUUGCCUGCUGCUGCUGUGGUGCCGGCUCAGCAGAUGCCAGAGACAGGGCGGCUGUGUCGGACGAUGGUGUGCUGGCCAGGAUGAAGCACCACGUGCAGGGGGUGCUGGCCAACCUCAGUGCUCUCAUGCCCUGCUUUAACCUGGGCACCUCAAAACUUCCCAAAGUCACAGUUUCCCACCACGACAUGGAAAUCCCCUAUAACCCCAGCUUCAUCGAGCCCCCAUCGUCUGCGUGGGUUUCAGACAGCUCCUUCUCCUCCUUCGACACCGACAACGAGGGACCCGAGUACUCCGUCCCUCCCAGAGAAGGCAUCCCGCUGCUGGGCGGGGCAGAGCUGCAGGACGGAGCAUCCCCCGCUGCCGAGGCGCUCCCGGACCCGUCCGCCUUCGACUCCGAGGAUGUCUCUCAGCCCUUCGCCAUCCCCCGCACCUCCAGCAUCGCCAAGGCCAAGCGUCCCUCUGUGUCCUUCGCCGAGGGGACAAAAUUCGGGGCUGCCGAGACGCCCAGCCCCAGCAGGAAGCCCAAGGCUCCGUGGGGCCCAUCCAGGCUGACCCCACCGCCGGGGGAUGCGGCGGCCGAGCCGCCCAGCGAGAGCCCGGCCAGCGAUUGCUACGAGAACGCCGAGCCCCUCAGCAAGGGGGACGAAAGCCACCGGCCAUCGCCCCGGGCCACGCCGGGGGGACGCCGCAGGGUGGUGUCCAGCACCAGGCAUGUGGCGCAGAGAGUGGAGGCGCUGGAAGCGGCUGCGAGAUGCGGCAGCUGGGAGGCCAAGGGGAAGGAACCCAAUGUCACCACCAUCUACAUGAUGGUGGGAACGGCAGGGCACGACCCCAAGGCGGAGGGGAGUGGCGAGGGACCGGUCCAGGCUGUGCUGAAGCGUCUGGGCAGCUUGCAGAAGGGCAAGUGGUCUGCGAAGGAGGAGCCCAAGGUGAGGAGGAGCAUGGAGGCCAUUCAGAAACCUCCUCGCCGGGCUCUGGCGCAGCGCAGGGACUCGGAGAACGGCUGCAAGCAGAGGGAGAGUGUGCCGGGGGCUCCUGCCGAGCCAGCCCCGGGCAAGCAGCAGCAGCAUCCCGCUGCCAAGAGACUGUCCCUGCUCCUCGCAUCUCUCUCGUCAAAAAGCACCGGUGCCCAGGACGGGGCCAGCGAAACGGCAGAGAAGGGGAAAAGCCCGGAGUUAGUUGGCAGCCUGGAAAGGAAGGGACAGGAUGCCGCGGAGGAAGAGCCGAAAUACGAGAACGUGGCCAGCAGCGGAGCUGAAUCGCCCUCCGGCCCCGGCAAGGAGCUGCCGGGCAGCGCUCCGGGCACCUGAGGCGGCACCGCCCGGGCUGGGGCCGCGGGAGCACCGCGCUCUCCAACCCCGGCCUGGGCAGCCGAGCGCGCUCCGAGCUGGGAACUGGAGGAGCAUCGAGCCUUCCUGGCGACCCUCUCAGCUCCAGAGCUGUGAACUGGAGGAGCAUCGAGCCUUCCUGGUGACCCUCUCAGCUCCAGAGCUGUGAACUGGAGGAGCAUCGAGCCUUCCUGGUGACCCUCCCUGCUCUGGGACCACAGUGGGGACAGCCCGUGGGGUUGUGGUGCUCGAGGGCUGUUUUCUGCUCCUCGCUGCCCUACCAGCCCCACUUGUGGCUGCACAGCCCCGGGGGACAGCAAUGCUCUGGAUGCUGUGGUGGCUCCCUCAAGCCCCUGUCACCACUGGGGACAUACCCAAUGUAGGGCUGCUGAGUGCUAGGAAAUGCAUGCACAAAAUCCACUCUCACCCCAUCAGUUUUCACCUUUCCCUGCCCCAAUUCCCCUGAGCCUCUUGCUGGAAAGGUGCUUCUCACUGAAGGGGAAUAUUUUGUGGAGCUGGGCUGAGGAGAGAUGAUGGGCUGUCACAAGCAGCUUCAGAGAAAAUUAAUUUUAGCUGCUUAUCUCAAAGGGUAUCUGGGUCUGCAGGGGUUUAUCUGUGUGGCUCUGGCUUCUGUGGCAGGCCCUGGCUGCCUUUGCUUCCAUGUGGAAAAGCUCAUGGCAGGACACAGGGGAUAGUGACAGCCUUUUAAACUCCACACAGUUCCAGGCUGCAGUUGUGCAAACAUGGCAGCUGGGCAGUGACCAUCAACCUGUGCACCUGGUUCUGUGCUGAUAAGGAUGGAAGUUGCCUGGAAAAUGGGAUUUCCACGGGUGCCCUAAGCUCCUGCCACCUCCCACGCCUCAUUCCUGCUGUGAAGGCAGCUGAGAUGCUAAAGAGGAUUUGCAGAGUGAUCUGGUUUUAGAUGUAUCUAAGUAGUAGAAGGUUUUUGUGUAUUUUUUUCUCUGUUAUUUCACUUGGUGUGAAAGCCUUGGAAUGAAAAUUAAAUGCCCUUCAGGAGAUGGGUUUCCCAGCCGCCCUUUGAGUCAAAGAUAUAACCAGGAAUAUUCUCCAGAGUGUGGAAACUGUCAGCAGCCUCAGGCUUUCCGUUUGGGAAAUUUUUUUUUAGAUUUUCUGUCUCUGUUGAAAUCUGAAUUCUCACUCACUGAGCUGAGCCCUGUGCAGAGCCCAGGACUGGAGUGCAGGAGGAAUGUGAGUGGGCUGUGAGUGUCCAGAGCCCCUCUGCUCAGCCUGCACCUCACACAUCAUGUGGAGAGCUCCACAUGAAUCCUUCUGGUCUGGCACUGCUCAGCUGGGCUUCAGGGUUUGGGGUGUUUCAGAAAAACAGUGGUUUUGCUUUUUUCCUUUUGCUUCCCAUGGGUGCUUCUCCACAGCACAAGGCACCAAAUCCCCACAGUCUGACAUGGCUGAAGCUUCCAGUUUUGCAACCAGCACAAAGCACCCUUUCCUGCAGUGGAAUCAUCUGCUGCUGGGAUUAUAACACCAAAUAUUCUGGCAUCCAAAUAAAACUGCUCAUCCUGGCAGGACUGGAGCAGCAGCCUGUUCUGCACGGGCUUGCUUUUGUUUUGACACCAUUUUAUGACAGCAGCAGGGACAGUCCCACAUUUGAUUUAUAAGCAGCCAUUUUUUUUCCCUAAUGGGAUGGAUAUUUUGAGCCUGUGAGCUGAGCAGUGCUGUGCCAGAAGUGAACACCACGUGAGCCAGUUCACUCUGGGUGCAGCAUGUAAAUAGCUGACAACAACCUGACAGCCUCAAACCAGCCCCUGGCUUGAGAAAAUGCUGCUGCUGGGAGAACCUUCCUUGUCCAUGGAGCCAGGAUGUUUCCCCUGCUUGAAGAUGAAGCAUCUUGGCCGUGUCUGGGCAGUGAAAGGGAAAUGAGCUGCAAAUUUCCAGCGUGUGGCUGCCCAUGCACGCUCCUGCAGCGUGGCUGCGCUGGUGCUGCUUGCUGGGGAUGCUUCUGUCGGGUUAGCUCUGGGUGUGGGAGGUCUGCAAGGCAGAGCUGGCUGGGGAAUCUCUUCCCGUGCUGGAUUUCUGACUUUGCAGAGCUGCUGCAGCGUUUGGAAGGCAGGCAGUGGGAAGGGAUCCAUGUGCAGGUGCUGUCUGUGAGCAGAGAGGUGUCUGUGUGCUCUGCUGGGGCAGGAGCAGAGGCUGGAGCUGUUCCUGGGGUCUGUGCCAUGGUGGUCUGUCCUUGUCAUCCUGUCAGCCCUGUCAUCUCCUUUCCCAAACUGCCCAAGCCUUUGAGGAGCACCGCAUCAUUUAGCCCAGUGGCUGUGCCAGAGCAGGAGCUGCCACCUCCCUCCCAGCUAAACUCAUUCCUGGCCAGUUUCUAAAAACACAUCUCUGUGUCAGUGCUGUUCUUC
Zonotrichia leucophrys gambelii is the source of this 5060-nucleotide messenger RNA. RefSeq names its product scavenger receptor class F member 1 (gene SCARF1). Gene Ontology annotation, molecular function: low-density lipoprotein particle binding; scavenger receptor activity. The transcript is spliced from 11 exons. Gene Ontology annotation, cellular component: membrane. The record is from RefSeq and is a predicted model, not a curated record. Bases 52 to 2664 code for a protein of 870 amino acids. Gene Ontology annotation, biological process: heterophilic cell-cell adhesion; neuron remodeling; dendrite development. NCBI's taxonomy places the organism in Eukaryota, Metazoa, Chordata, Aves, Passeriformes, Passerellidae.